This is a messenger RNA of Conger conger (European conger), 1279 nucleotides long. RefSeq names its product microfibril-associated glycoprotein 4-like. Gene Ontology annotation, biological process: elastic fiber assembly. The transcript is spliced from 6 exons. Bases 112 to 1077 code for a protein of 321 amino acids. The record is from RefSeq and is a predicted model, not a curated record. NCBI's taxonomy places the organism in Eukaryota, Metazoa, Chordata, Actinopteri, Anguilliformes, Congridae.
CCCAGCACAUCGCAGACUCCUUCAGAAGAGGUUACAAAGCUUGAUCACUUUCACCCAACCUGACUUUAACUGUGUGACAUCCCACCUGAACACAACCUUUUGGAAUUCAGCAUGAUGGUGUCAGUGUUCCUACUUGUGCUACUUUCAAUACCUACGAUCGUGGCACAAACUACAACCAUGGCACCAACUACGACUGUGGCACCAACUACGACUGUGGCACCAACUACAACCGUGGCACCAACUACAACCACGCCAAAUUUUGUAAAAACUAUGAUCUUUACAUUACCUCCAAAGACACCACCGACUCCAACCACAACACCAACUACAACUACAACUACAACUACAACUACAAAUACAAAUACAACUACAACCACAGCACCACCACUUCCUGAGGACUGUGAUGAUGUCUUCAAAAGUGGCUCCACACACAGUGGGGUGUACACUGUCUAUCCUCGAGAGUACAACCAGGCUGUCCAGGUGUACUGUGAGAUGGACUGUAAGGAUGCUAAGCACAAAGGAGGAUGGUUGGUGCUGCAGAGGAGAAUGGAUGGCUCUGUGAACUUCUACCAACCCUGGAAACAGUACCAGACAGGCUUUGGAAAUAUUUCUGGAGAACACUGGCUGGGACUGGAUCACAUCUUUGCUAUUAGUUGGCAAAAAAGGUACAUGUUGAAGGUGGAAAUGGAAGAUUUUGAGGGAGGAAGAGUCCAUGCCUGCUACGACUCCUUCUCUAUCGAUCCUGAGUCUGAUGGAUACAGGCUGCAUGUUGGCAAAUACAGAGAUGGAGGUGCAGGUGAUGAUCUGGUAGCUUCCGACGGGAGAACAUUUUCCACGUUUGACUUUGGAGAUUAUCGUUAUAAUGCUGAAAGAUAUAAUGGAGGAUUCUGGUUCACCUACCAUGUUUACGCAAACCCCAAUGGCUUGUACAAAUGGGGACGUCACUCAUACCGAGAUACAGGUGUCAUAUGGCGCUUUUGGAAAGGGUCCUCUUACUCUUUGAAAAGCAUCUCCAUGAAGAUCAAACCUCUGUCUCUGGAAGACCUACACUCCUCCAACCCCAUCAAUCUUCAUAACUAAUCUCAAUGGGUCCAACUAUGGCUUUGUCAUUAAGAUAAAUGCAUGGGAGUCCUUACUGUGGUAAUUUCAGGAUAUCAAAUGAAGAAGAUUAACAUGAUUUGAUGAUUUAAUUUCUCUCCUUUUUAUAAUUACACUCACCAAGGCCACUCUUGCCUUGACUUCUGUGUUUGUAAUCACCUGAUCACCUGCUACCAAAUAAACA